Molecule: messenger RNA, 3286 nt
Organism: Myripristis murdjan (pinecone soldierfish)
Lineage: Eukaryota; Metazoa; Chordata; Actinopteri; Holocentriformes; Holocentridae
Product: toll-like receptor 7
Exons: 2
Coding region: 46-3225 (1059 amino acids)
Biological process (GO): toll-like receptor signaling pathway; positive regulation of interleukin-6 production; canonical NF-kappaB signal transduction
Cellular component (GO): plasma membrane
Molecular function (GO): pattern recognition receptor activity; protein binding
Source: RefSeq, a predicted model, not a curated record
UGACAGCAGAGCUCACUUUAGAGUUUACCAACUUUCACAUGAACCAUGCUCAUCCACCUGAGGACAGGCUGUGUCGCCAUGCAGGUGUGUGUGGCACUGCUGAGCCUGUGGUUCACCAUAUCGCCAGCUAGUAGGACGUACCCAAAAACCCUACCAUGUGAUGUUAGUGACACAAGAAAUGGGAGUACUGUGAAAGUGGACUGCACUGAAAGAAGCCUCAAGGAAAUACCGAGGGGCAUCCCAGGAGACACUACCAAUCUGACGCUUACCAUCAACCAUAUUUCUCAUUUAAACUCCACCUCCUUCCAAGGUCUGGAGAACCUUACUGAGAUUGACAUGAGGUGCAACUGUGUGCCCGUCAAAAUUGGCCCCAAGGAUCAUAUAUGUACCAAGGGUGUGGAAAUUACGGAAAAUACCUUUACCAGCUUGAAGAAUCUGCGAGCACUGUAUCUGGACGGCAAUCAGCUCAACAGCAUACCAAAAGGCCUGCCUUCAAAUCUGAUCCUGCUCAGCUUGGAAGUGAAUCACAUUUAUUACAUUUCCAAGGAAAACCUCUCUGAGAUCAGAAAUGUUGAGAUCCUUUACCUCGGUCAAAAUUGCUAUUAUCGUAACCCAUGCAAUGUAUCCUAUGAAAUAGAGGCAGGUGCAUUUUCACAGUUUGACAAUUUGACAUUACUAUCCGUUAAGUCAAAUAACUUAUCCUACAUACCACCCCACUUACCCACAAGUUUGAAAGAGCUGUAUCUCUAUAACAAUAAAAUUUCAGAAGUCACUGAAAAGGAUUUCCAAAACCUAACCAACUUGGAAAUUCUAGAUAUCAGUGGAAACUGUCCCCGUUGUUACAAUGCCCCAUAUCCUUGUAUCCCAUGCCCACACAAUUCAGAGCUUAAAAUCCACAUGGCAGCUUUUAAAAUGUUGACAAAACUGAGGAUACUACGCAUGCACAGUAACUCUUUGAUAGAUGUACACCGUGAAUGGUUUAACAGCUUCAAAGAGCUAAAGGUACUUGAUCUCUCAUCAAAUUUUUUAGCAAACAAGAUAGCAGUCACUAAGUUCCCAAGAGCUCUGCCCAAACUGGAAGAAUUGGACCUUUCAUUUAACUAUGAGCUUCAGAGAUAUCCUACAACACUGAAAUUGAGCUCCUACUUCAACCACCUCAAAUCCCUUAAAAUUCUCAGAAUAAGAGGUUUUGUGUUCCAGCAACUAACCUCACAGAGCAUCCAACCCUUGACCUCCCUACCAAACCUGGAGGUUGUAGACUUGGGUACAAACUUUAUUAAAAUGACCAACCUCAGUAUUCUGAUGGAACUGAAAAGCUUCAAAAUAAUCAAUCUGUCAGACAACAAAAUAUCUUCCCCCUCUGAAGGGCAACAGUUUGUUGGCUUCUCUGGUGAAGAGCCCUUGCGUGGUUCUCCGUUGUCUGGCCUUGAACAGUACCAAGGUAGUGAAGUGAAAGAAAUUCAUUAUUUUAGAUAUGAUGAAUAUGCACGUAGCUGCAAGUACAAAGAUAAAGAAGUUGGAACUGUUAAUUCCUUUGUAAAGAAGCAGUGCAGUAAGUUUGGGAAAACUUUGGAUAUAAGCAGAAAUAACAUAUUUUUCCUUCACUCAAGAUUUUUAAAUCUUGGAGAUCUGAGAUGCCUUAAUCUAUCUGGAAAUGCAAUGAGCCAAAGUCUGAAUGGCUCUGAAUUUAUUCAUCUAACUAAAUUGCAGUAUCUCGACUUCUCAUCAAAUCGUUUGGACAUGCUCUAUUCAUCCGCAUUUCAAGAACUGAGAAAUCUAGUCAUCUUGGACAUAAGUAACAAUAACCAUUAUUUUGAGUCUGAGGGCUUGACUCACAUGCUUAAUUUCACUAGAAAUUUAACAAAUCUUAAGAUAUUGAUGAUGAACCAUAAUAAGAUCUCUACUUCGACUAACACAGAGAUGGAGAGUCUUUCUCUGGAGAGAUUAGAGUUCAGAGAUAACCGCUUAGAUAUGCUGUGGAGAGACGGUGACACCAGAUAUAUUAAUUAUUUCAAAAAAUUAGUUAAUCUGAGUGUCCUAGAUAUUUCUCAAAAUAACCUCAACUUCAUUGAUGAGCCGGUGUUCAGUGGUCUGCCAGACAAACUAUCUGAGCUCUACAUCAGAGACAAUAAACUUAAGUCUUUUGCUUGGGGGAAACUACAAAUUCUACAGUCUUUGCAAGUCUUAGAUCUAAGUGGUAAUAGCCUAACUACAGUUCCACGUGUGCUUUCUAACUGUACAACAUCUAUCAAGAAACUCAUCUUACAUAAAAACCAAAUUGUAAGACUUUCCCCAGAUUUCCUAAAGGAUGCCUACCAUUUAAAAUAUCUAGAUAUUAGUUUCAAUCACAUUCAAUACAUCAAAAAGUCUAGUUUUCCAGAGGAUGUUACUAAUAGAAUGGACAUGCUGCUCUUACACAAAAACAGAUUUAUGUGCACUUGUAAUGCCACUUGGUUUGUCGGAUGGCUCAACAGGACCACAGUUACCAUCCCUAGACUGGCCACAGAAGUGACCUGUUCCGCCCCAGGGGCUCAAAGAGGUCAUGCUGUUAUCUCAGUCGACGUGCUGGCCUGCCAAUACAACUUCCUGUCAAUUGUCCUCUAUACCCUGAUGACUUCCCUAGUCCUCAGCUUCCUCACCCUAUCCAUCUCCAGCCACCUCUUCCUCUGGGACGUCUGGUACAUCUACCAUUUCUGCAUGGCAAAGCUCAAAGGCUACAGACGCCUGUCCUCCCAGAGUGCUGCCUAUGAUGCCUUUGUGGUUUAUGAUAAGAUGGAUCCGGCGGUAUCAGAGUGGGUGAUGAAGGAAUUGUGUGUUCAUCUGGAGAACCACGGAGACCACCGCGUAACGUUGUGUCUGGAAGAACGAGACUGGAUCCCUGGAUCCCCCCUGAUCGAAAACCUCUUGCAGAGCAUCCAACAGAGCAAGAGGACCAUGUUCAUUCUCACCAACAACUACAUAAAAAGUGGCAGCUUCAAGACAGCAUUCUACAUAGCCCACCAGAGGCUAAUGGAUGAAAAAAAUGAUGUCAUUGUCUUGAUCUUCUUAGAGAGAGUGCCUUGCCAUUCAAAGUACCUGAGAUUACGGAAGAGACUGUAUAAGCGAUCUGUGCUGGAGUGGCCAAAAAAUCCUAAGGCCCAGCCAUACUUUUGGUUCAGCCUGAGAAACGUACUGGCAAUAGAGAGUCACAAACAAUAUAGUAAUCUCUUCAAGGAGACACUCUAAAACGACACAUCAAAGACUAAGCUCUGCUGGUGACAGAAUGACAUUUAGUUCUAUCAUUAAU